Zygotorulaspora mrakii is the source of this 1623-nucleotide messenger RNA. Its product is annotated as SNG1 family protein. The transcript has a single exon. NCBI's taxonomy places the organism in Eukaryota, Fungi, Ascomycota, Saccharomycetes, Saccharomycetales, Saccharomycetaceae. Bases 1 to 1623 code for a protein of 540 amino acids. The record is from RefSeq and is a predicted model, not a curated record. Gene Ontology annotation, cellular component: membrane.
AUGGUUCCGGAGCAAGCGAUGGAGAGACAGGUGCCGACCGCCGCCAACGGUGUCGAAGAGAUGGCUGUAGCGGAUAUCGCCGUUGAGAUGGAGAAGACGGAAGGACGCGACAGCAACACAAAGUGCAGGUCUAACGACUCGUCCAGUGCGGAAUCGGUUUGCAGCUUCAGAAAGGAGUACCCGCAGCAGCAGCAGCAGCAGCAGCAGCAGCAAGACGGAGGUAGCGACGACAAGGUGUCGGGCGAUCUCGAAAAUGAAGGCCAAUUGCCUCUGAGAAGGUCGCAAACUGGGUUUCUUUCCCCGCGGCUGAAGGAUCAUCGGAAAAAGAUCUUGAGGAUAUUUUUGCAGACCAAUCUGCUGCUGGGUGCGGUUGUGAUCACGGUGCUUUCGAUAUACUGGGGCGCCGCGUACAAUAGAGAUCACUACAUGUUCAAGGUUAGCGUUCUGACGGUCAUACAGGACGAGUCCGAGGUGGUUCCGGUUACGAUGACGCAAGAACUGCCCUCUCUUAUCUCCAGCGUGCCCUGUACGUGGCAUGUGUACAGUCAGAGUGAAUUCAUGGAUGAGUAUAAUGUGACGGUGGACGAAAUUAGUGACAAAGUCAGAGAUCUGGUCUACGGAGAGCAAUACUGGCUAGCGCUGAACGCAAAACCGAACGCAACUGACGAUUUGUACAACACAUUGCUAGGAAACACAGAUGGUAACAGGAGUUUUACACCAGACUCGUACUUCGACGUUUGGUUCAUGAGUGGCCGUGAUCCGUCGAGUGUUAGAGCCUCUAUCUUGCCAAAUAUGCAAACUUUGGAAAAUUUGUAUGCGAACUAUUACCGCUCAACUUACCUGCCACAACUUAUUUCCAAUAUUACUUCCCGCGGUGACCAGGAUGCGGCGACGAUAGACCCAGCUACUGUGAUAAAUGUCUCCGAUAUGAAAUUUAACUAUAUAGAUUAUCGUUCGUUUUACGACACGGUUCUAUUAAGUCCUCUGCAAGUCGGUUUGAUUUACUGUUUGUUGCUGACUUUUUUCCAGCUAUCGCUGUUCGGACCUUUACACGCGGAGAUGGCACAGUUGUUGAAACCAAAGCAUAUGAUAAUUUACAGAAUUGCUAUUUCAUGGUUGACUUACUUUCUGCUGUCUCUGUUUUUUUGCACCGUAUCGGCUAUUUACCGUAUCAAUUUCACUCUGGCAUUCGGCAGAGGCGGUUUUGUGGUUUAUUGGAUGUCAACAUGGUUAUUGAUGAUGGCUCUGGGCGGUGCAAACGAGAACAUGAUCAGUGUAAUAUUUGUUUAUGGUCCACAAUAUUUGGGUUUUUGGUUAACGACAUGGAUUGUUUUGAAUAUUUCCUGCUCGUUUUACCCAUUUGUUCUGAACAAUCAAUUUUAUCGUUAUGGUUAUGCAAUGCCUAUUCAUAAUGGUGUUGACAUUUACAAAGUUAUCUUUUUGAAUCUAUCAAGACAUAAAAUGGGUAGAAAUUACGGUGUUUUAGUCGCCUGGGUGGCCAUUAAUACUGCUUGCUUCCCAUUCGCAAUGAAAAUCGUUGGACAGAGGAUAAAAAAGCAAAAGGAAGCUGCUGCACAACAACAAGAACAACAACAACUACUACAGGCAUCCGCUAAGUCGUAA